Messenger RNA from Corticium candelabrum, 1836 nucleotides. RefSeq names its product TRPL translocation defect protein 14-like. The transcript has 11 exons. The record is from RefSeq and is a predicted model, not a curated record. Bases 507 to 1565 code for a protein of 352 amino acids. Gene Ontology annotation, molecular function: phosphatidic acid binding; phosphatidylinositol binding; GTP binding. NCBI's taxonomy places the organism in Eukaryota, Metazoa, Porifera, Homoscleromorpha, Homosclerophorida, Plakinidae.
AGCCUGAAUCUGAUUUUGGAUCUUCAUACUCAGGAACUUGUUGCUGAAUUGGGUGUUUAGAAGCUAACUUGUCAACAGUAGCUUGUGUAGCUGGAGCUAGACCUUUGCUGCAUAGAAUUCUAGCUGCACGAGACAACUCACCACAACAUAUGAGACGAAGAGCAGAAUUUCUUUGAUGGUUUUUUGGCGUUUUAGAUUCAUUUCUUGAUCUAGGAGCGUUCAACUGCAGUAGUUCUUCUCAAUGAUACUCCAGAAAUUUUGACACAAAUUGCGAAUUUCCUGACAUCCUGCUCUCCCACCACGCUUAGGAGGGGUAAGAACCAUCCUUGGAACAAGCAUCAAAAGCUUCCAUGCUACAGCAUCAGAUGAAUCAGAAGCAAUUCUCUCAAGAGGAAUACCACAACUCUUAUGAAAAACUGAGACUGCAAUGUUGGGAACUCGAGACACAGUACAAGGUACUGUAGAAGAAAGAAUGUUAUUGACCGUCAAACUUUCAAUGAGAGACCAUGCUCUGGCAUCCAAGGGCUCUGAAAGUGUACCGAGUGCCCGAGACAGCAACUCUUUUGCUUGGAGGAGGAGUAAGAUUUGAUGAGCUCAACGAACAUACAAUUGCAGACUUUCAAGAGAACUUGCUGAAGACACUGUUGCAAAUUGAGCAAGUCUACUUUGAUUUAUCCCAAAAUUGUCCAAAGCCCUGUCUUAUCAUCUGUGACCGAGGAGCCAUGGACCCAUCAGCAUUCAUUGAUGCUGGUACUUGGGACAGAAUUCUUGCAAAGAUUGGUAAGAACAAUGUGCAGCUGAGAGACAGCAGAUAUGAUCAGAUCAUUCACCUGGUAACGGCUGCUAUUGGAGCUGAAGAAUUCUACUCACUAGAGAAUAAUGCUGCACGAACUGAAGGUUUGGAGUUAGCCCGUAAGCUAGAUGCAAAAGCUGGUCGGGCAUGGCUCGGACAUCCUUACUAUGAUGUCAUUGAUAACUCUUCUGAUUUUGAGGAAAAGUGCAGACGCUGUUUAUCGGCUGUAAGCGCCAGACUUGGAAUUGACAUAGGUGACCGGCUCAUGCCUCAAAGUAAAAGAUUGAAAUUCUUGGUGAGAGCUUUGCCAUCAAACGAGAAAUUUGGAGAGUUUCAAGAUUUCGACGUCAUCCAAAAUUAUCUGAAGUCACCAGAUGACAACAUCCAAGAACGUCUGAGGAAAAGAGGACAAAACAUCCAUCUUGUAGGCCACUACACCUACAUGGUAUCCAGAAGAACAAGCCUCAGCGAUGGAUCUGUUCUGGAAACAAGAAGACAGAUAAACGACAGAGAAUAUCAGGAUCUGUUAUUACAGGCAGACAGGACACGAUUUACUGCCUAUAAACUGAGGCGCUGUUUCAUUUGGAAUCAUCAGUAUUUUCAAAUGGACGUAUAUCAAGAACCUUGCCACGAGAGGUGCAGAGGUCUAAUAUUAAUGGAGACCUACAGUGCAAAAGAAAGCAAUGCUCGUAGUCUUCCACCAUUUGUUGAUGUAGUGAAAGAUGUCACUGACGACGUUUGCUAUUCGAUGUACAACUUGACUCUCAUGUAGAAUGUCUGCUAGUUCAAUAGUCAAGUCAAAGGGUAUGGCAAUUUUACCAUGUUAUACAUGUAUACGUCCAAUAUCAUCUGGUGCUGAUUGUUGUGCUCUCAUGUGUCUCACAACUAGCAAAGACUAGCAAUGUUACAUAGACUGUGCAUUUUAAUAAAAAUAUAAAGACUAGCAAAUUGUACAGACAUUGACAGUCCCUCUGGGUCUCGCUAAGGCUCUAUCUUUAGAUAUAUGUUUUGUCUUAAUAAACUUUGUUUUACUGAACUUUUAU